This is a messenger RNA of Schistosoma bovis, 2269 nucleotides long. The record is from the annotation of a GenBank genome assembly. NCBI's taxonomy places the organism in Eukaryota, Metazoa, Platyhelminthes, Trematoda, Strigeidida, Schistosomatidae.
UGAUCAAUGUUUUAUUUAUGCACGGUAAUAACCUAAUUGACUUCUGUGUAUUUCACAUCUGUUAUCCAAACAACUUCUAUAACUACUCGAGGAAAUAAUAAAAAUGACUUCAAUGACAACGAUUGCAUAAUUACAAAAAUAUGAAGUUUUUUUUUCUCAUUCGUUAAUUUUAAAAUGAAUCUUGUAACUUACUAUCAAUUAUAGGUUUACAGUCAAAUAUCGAAUGUUCCAAAGUCAAAUAUAUCAAAUUUAGCUGUUAUAUGUUUUAAAUUACAACAGACUGUUGAAAUAUGGGGGUUUAUUGGUGCUUGGUUAAUAGAAUUAUUAAAACUAUAUGAUACAACAAUUUUGAAUCGAAUUGACAAGAUCAUAUGGAAUGAUUGGUAUAUACAUUUUGAAUCUGUAGAAAAAGAUCUUUAUAUUCAUGAUCAAGAAUGUAAACUACAUUUACAAAAACUAGAUUCUAUGUUAAAGAGUCUAGAUACAUACUUUAAACAUGACAGACUGAUGAAUACACAGAACUGUUUACAUGAUCUAUUAGACUUACUGUCAAAUUUAUUAGAAGUCAGCAAUGAGUGUCUAGAUUUAUUCAAUGGAGAGCGUGUAUUAAAUAUUGAAGAAAAACUUGUAACAAUUGACCAUAUCCAAAAUUACUGGUUUGAAAUGUUUUAUCAGUCGUCUCAUUGUGAUGAAUUAAUGCUUGAAGAUUCUACAAAUUAUGAAAAAGAAAUAACUAUACAAUUACAAAAAGAGUUUACAAAUAUGAUCGCUAGUCGUCGAAUUCAAUUACAUGGUGAGAAUGGAAUUGUACAACUUUUAACUAAAGUUAUUAGAAAUAUUGAAGAUUUAAUUCGAUUUAUUCAAUUCAAUACUGAAAACUAUGUAAAUAAUAAAAAUUCAAAAACCUAUUCACCUUUAGGAUUAAAUAAUCAAAGUAAAAUUACUACGGACGAAUUAGAAUUACACUGUAAAAAUCUUUGCCAACAAUAUGAUUAUUGGAUGGAAACUAUUAAUAAUAUACUUCAUUGUAAAUGGCAAAUAUAUGACAAUGAAUUACCAUCGAAACAAAUUAGUAGACCUCAUUCAAUCGAUGAAACAUGUACAGUUGCAUUUGAUGAAUGGAAUCAAAUUGAUGAUAAUAAAAGGGGAAGUUUAUUUAAAUGUCAACAAAAUCUAAUUAAAUGGUUGGAAUUAAUCAAGAACAGGGUGAAUAGUAUUAGUGAAAUGAGAAAUGAACAAAUACUAUUGGAACAAAUUAAUAUAAUACAACAAUUGAAUAAACAAAUUACAAAUAGCAAUACCAAUGAUGUUAAUGGUCAGCAAAAUUCACCUUUUGGAAAUAAUUCAAGUAUACAGAAUGAUCAAUUAAAUAAACAAAAUCCUAAAUUGAAAAAGAAUAGUUUCUAUGAAUUGACAAAAUCAUUGUUUAAAUUAGGUUCACGAGUGAUUAAACAUUUAGAUCAAAAAAAUAUCUGGAUUUCUUAUGAUCACAAAACAGUGUUAUCCAGACUGAAUUCUUUCAAAUUAUAUGCGGAGAGAUGGAUUGAAUACUUGAAUAAAAUAGAAAAUUUUAACGAUACACAAACAUUUAAAAAUGUGAAGGAUUAUUUAAAUGUUCAAUUAAAUGAAGAAGAAGUAUUUAGUGGCCCUAUAUCUAACUCCAGAUCAAAAGUCUAAGUGUUCGAAUCACAUCGGAUUCACCACUUUAUUGGGACCCUUCAUUUGGACGUCAAUCAGAUAGGACGAUGUUGUCGAUGGGCUUAUCACAUUAGUGACCUGUGAUCUGACUCCAAUUAAAUCGUAUGACUGAUUGCUCUCGAAAUAUAUAUAUAGUCAAUUCUCGUAUAUAAUCAUCGACGUAAUCCGCGUUAGAGAAUAAAGGAAUUAAAACAAGUUAAAUACGGGAAAGGAUUUAGAAUACGUAUAUUUUGUACAAUCAUUGAUUCAGGCAGACGAUCAAAGCAACGAAGCGAACAGAAAUGGUGAUCGGUGGAGAAGGAGAAUUGUCAUGGUUGUACUCUUAAGACUAGAAUUACCCAAGACCAAGUUCAGUUCAGCAGUCAAUAACUGAAUUCUAUCAAGCCUGUAGUUUAUAUAAUUUAUUUAACAUAUAUUUAUUGUCAUUACAAGUGACAUCUACUUAGGAUCAAACAGUUGGUCAAUCCGUAAACUCCACAACACAGUCAUCAUCUAUACUCAUUCUCAACAUUGUUUAAUGUUUUUAAUUUUCCAACUAAUCUAAUUCAUUUGCCAAGUAUACGUUUACUGU